This is a messenger RNA of Rhizophagus irregularis DAOM 181602=DAOM 197198, 900 nucleotides long. RefSeq lists its product as uncharacterized. NCBI's taxonomy places the organism in Eukaryota, Fungi, Glomeromycota, Glomeromycetes, Glomerales, Glomeraceae. The record is from RefSeq and is a predicted model, not a curated record.
AUGAUUAGACAGAUAUGUAACACUUAUUUUGGAACAAGACGUAAUGUCUUCAAAUCUUCACCAGAAAAAUCAAAGGCUAUAAAAAUUAAUAACCGCCGUAACAAUAGAACAUUAAAGACUAUUAAAGUGCGUGAUAUUAUUGAUGCUAAAGUUAAGGUUGAACAACAACGUCAAGCAAAGUUACACAAAGGUUCUGUUAGUGGAAUAACAACUCCUAAUCAACAUAUACCAGUAUCUCCAAAUAAAGAUAAAUUUCGUCAACUAGUAUCAUUCAUUCCAGCCUGCCCAAUAUCAUCAAAUUUUCCGCGUUGGGCUAUUAAGAAAUCAUACAAUCUAAAUACUGGUAUUUAUAAUGCAGUAGACUCAGAUUCAGAAUAUGAAACCAUAAAUCAAGAUAUAGCGAAGUCUACUCAAAUGAAUGUUGAUUCAGUAACAGAGGGCUUUGAAAGUGAUUUAACAAGAUCAUUGAAUAAUUUCAAUAAUAAAGUUACAAAUUCUGAGCAGUAUUCCUUGUUGGACAAUAAUAAUCAGAUAAUGACAGUUUCUGAAGAAGCAUUAUUAGCAAGUUCUACAAGACUUGAUAUCGAACUAAAUAAUACAUGUGAUCAAUCAUUAUCCAAGCAAGUUGAUAGAAACGCAAAUGAUCAGCGUGAUCAGGAAUUAGUGAAACCACCAAAACCUGCUCCAAAGACUACUAAAAAACGAAAAUCAAACUUAAAACCAGUUUUCCGAAAUACAUGUUCUAGAGCGGCCAAAUAAAGUUACUAAUGCUUAUAAGAUAAUUUUUACGCUUCAUCAACUUGCAUUUAAUUGAAAUUUCAAAAUUUACUUGAAAUUUAUGCAUUGUAAAUUAAUUAUCAUAAUUUAAUUAAAUUUUAUUAUAUGUGCAGUAUACGUAGA